ACAUGUCAAAUCAUCAAAACAAAAUAUAAAUGAGAAUAACAAAAUAUCACGUUCAUGUACGUACUUAUAGGUAUUGUUAUUAUCAAAUAAAUAUUGAAUAAAGAAUACCAUAUAAAGUAAUUAUUUCAUAAAAAUGUUAAUUUCUUUAAAGAAAACCCAUAAAGAACAUUUACAUUUUCUGACACUUCAACAAGUUAAAAUUGUUGAAGACUUCUGUACUUUAGCAAUAGAUUUUGUAGACAAUGGCCCUAAUUUAGAAAAUUAUACUGCAUUAUCGAAGAAAUUAGAAGUGGAAACAGAUGUUAUACAAAAUUGCAUUUAUGGUAUUACACAGUUAUUAUUACUCAGUUGUAAACAUAAGUUGAGUGAUGCAGAUUUUAGAGAUUCGAUUCUCACAUUAGGAUUUUCUUCAGACCAACAGGUCGUAUUAAGUAAUUUGUACAGUGCAAAACAAGAUGAAAUACAUGCAGUUCUUGAAGUUUCUAUUCCAGAACCACACUAUGAUGACCUACGAUGGAGAUUUGAGGCUCAAGUAUCAUCAAGAUCACUUCUAAAUCAUGUAGUGCCAGUUAUAACUAUUGAACUUACAACUAAAACAAAUGUUGAUGGAACAGUAGAAACGGAAAAGUGUAAUCUUCAAACUGAUCAGAAUAAUUUAUUACAUAUUAUUAAUGAGUUAGAAAGAGCACUUUCUGAAUCUAAAAGCAGACAUUCUAGAAAGAUUCAGAGAGCUCUGAAAAAUUAAUAUUUUGAAUUAUAAAGAGCAUAAUAAAAUCUUUGUUGUUUAUUUCUAAA
Diorhabda sublineata is the source of this 795-nucleotide messenger RNA. Its product is annotated as COMM domain-containing protein 2-like. Lineage: Eukaryota; Metazoa; Arthropoda; Insecta; Coleoptera; Chrysomelidae. The record is from RefSeq and is a predicted model, not a curated record. Bases 134 to 745 code for a protein of 203 amino acids. The transcript is spliced from 3 exons.